UCAAUUUCUCGUCAUACGUGUCGCAUUCCUAUCAGUCUCUUCCCCUCUCCUUUUAUCUCAUUCAUUCCGCUUCUCUUCCUUCCUUCCUUCUCUUCUUUCUUUUUUUCUGUCACUCACAUGGAACCUCUACUCGAAGAACAUGAGGAACAACGAUUCAAGCGAGUCGGCUCGCUCCGUGAACCGGACCUGGAUUCAACCAGCUCAAGCCUAUCCUCGAUACUCAGUGCGGAGGAUUCUCGAAGCACGACGAGUUCCGGCGAUAUUUCGGGCACUAGCGGGAGUUCCGGUGAGAUUUUAACGGCGGAGGCCGUGGUUCCGAGGUUGCUCGAACCUGCUCCUGCAUGCGAGGAAUUGACGGUGACGGUAGCGGCGAAGCAGAAGUGUGUUGGGAGGAAUAAUAAGGGAGUGACGUGGGGGUUCACUUCAGUGAUAGGGAGACGGAGAGAGAUGGAAGACGCUAUCGCCGUUAUACCAGAGUUCAUGUCCCGCACGUGCGACCACUUGGGAGGUUGUACGGCUCCUGGUUCUAAAACCUCCUCUGAAAUCUCCCCUAUCCAUUUCUUCGGCGUCUAUGAUGGCCAUGGUGGCUCCCAGGUGGCUAAAUUUUGUGCCGAGAGGAUGCAUGGAGUGAUAGCAGAGGAAUGGGACCAUGAAAUGGUUGAGAGCUCUGGGUGGCAGAGGAGAUGGGAAGUAGCAUUUUCCAGUAGUUUCGAGAGGGCUGACGAUGAAGUCCGGACUGCAGCAGUUGCACCAGAAAUGGUGGGAUCAACUGCUGUUGUUGUAGUUUUAUCUGGUUGCCAGAUUAUUACAUCCAAUUGUGGUGAUUCGAGGGCAGUGCUUUGCCGAGGAACUGAAACAAUUCCAUUAACUGUUGAUCAGAAGCCUGAUAGACAGGACGAACUCAUGAGAAUUGAAAGAGAGGGAGGGAGAGUCAUAAACUGGAAUGGUGCUAGGGUCUUUGGAGUUCUUGCAAUGUCCAGAGCUAUAGGUGAUCGCUAUUUAAGGCCAUGGAUAAUUCCAGUACCUGAGGUUACCUUCAUGACCAGGACCGAUGAGGAUGAGUGUUUGAUAUUGGCCAGUGAUGGGUUGUGGGAUGUCAUGACAAAUGAAGAGGCUGGGGAGGUUGCUCGCCGCCUACUAAGACGGCGGCGCAGGUCUUUGAUGGCUGAUGGAAUUUCUCCGGCUCAAGCAGUAGCUGAUAAUUUGACCGAAAUAGCAAUUGGACGAAACAGUUCAGAUAAUAUUUCCAUCAUCGUUGUGGAUUUAAAACCCAAGAGGAAACGCCAGCCAAGGCAGUGAAAAAGGAGCAGAAUCAUUUUAUUCCCUCAAUUACCUCGUAAUCCAUUUCCUCUUCUCCUACUAAAACUUUACAGAGGUUGGCAAGAAUGAUCUAGUAUGUUCACCUAGUUCCACAUACAAACAGAUCCCCAUCUGACUGAACAGGUGACCACCUACAGCUACUCUUCCUGACCUUUACAAAGCAGACUGGGAAUAUGCCAUCUACACCACAACAGGAAUAGGUUUGAUACUGCAAACCAUACAAGAUCAAUCCUCACUUUUAACUGGUUUGGUCAAGAGAAUGAGAAGCAGGGACCAACAAAAAAAAAAGGAUCUCCUUUAUGAAUGUAGUGAAGAGGAGAAAGGAAAGGAUGAGAAUAUAUAUAUCUUUUGUUUAUGUUAUUGUUUGUGUGCUAUAUUCCUUUUCAAGUCCUAUCCUUUCUUCUGCCAAGUAAUUAAAGAGAAAUUAACUUGGGAAAAUGUUCAAUCAUUCUGAAUCAUGAAGCAGUGUAAGUGUGCCUUUAUCACUAAUCAUAUUCUUUGUUUUACCUUUUUUAA
Messenger RNA from Theobroma cacao (cacao), 1836 nucleotides. Its product is annotated as protein phosphatase 2C 56-like. Gene Ontology annotation, molecular function: cation binding; protein serine/threonine phosphatase activity. NCBI's taxonomy places the organism in Eukaryota, Viridiplantae, Streptophyta, Magnoliopsida, Malvales, Malvaceae. Gene Ontology annotation, biological process: protein dephosphorylation. The record is from RefSeq and is a predicted model, not a curated record.